AUGGACCCGCAGCAACAGCAGCAGCUUCUGCUGCUCGCUAAGGAGGUUGCAGCACUGCCCGACGCCCGGCCGGCUCCCGCAGUUCAGCAGCAGCAGCAGCAGCAGCGACAGCCUCUGUCAAGAUUCUCUGUGCUUGUUGAUGCAGUGCUUGCCGCUGCAAAUGCACCGCAGAGUAGCAGCAACAGACAGCUGCUGCUACAACUAGUGGAUGUACUGUCUACUGCUCUGACGCUGCAGCAGCAGCAGCAGCAGCAGCAGCAGCAGGCCCAAAAUUCUCCUUUGACCCCAGGGGAAGUGGACGCUGUGUUUGCUGCAGUGGAGGCAAUGGCAAAGCAGCAGCUGCAGCAGCUACAGCAGCUUCAGCAGCUACAGGAGCAAGAGCAGCAGAGCCUACCACAGCAGCCGCAAGAGCAGCACCAUCACGAGCUGAGAUUAUUGACUAAUGAGUUUGAAUUUCCAGAAAAGCGACAGCAGCAGCAGCAGCAGCAGCAGCAGCGACAGCAGCAGGGGCUGCCUCAAUUGCCUGAAGAUUUUGAAUCCCCCAGUCCGCCUGUGUCUGCGGCAACGUCCGCAGCAGCAGCCGCAACAGCAGCAGCAGCAGCAGCAGCAGCAACACCGGCAGCACCUGCAGUAACCCUGCAGCAGCAAUACAAGCCGCUGCCUAUCCGCACUUUUCUUGAAAAUGUCUACAGGGGCCCGGUGCUGCCGCAGCACACCGAGACAGCUUUGGCUUUCGGUAGCAGCAGCGAGAGCGACAGCGAAGAAAGGCGACAAAAGAAACGAAAGAAGGAACGCAGAGUCAAUGCAGCAGCAGCAGACGCUCUGUGGCAUCCCCACUUCCAUCCCCACAAUCAAACAUUAUCGUGCUCUCGUUUUGGAAGAGAGGGGGCGAAGCUGUUGACUGGGGCUUUCGUAGCUCGCUGGGAAGCAACAGGAAGAACAGUUGCUGAGAGGACAAACCGUAGCCGAUUGGCUUUAGCAGAUCUACCUGAAGAUACAGCGCAGCUGCCUGCUUAUGCACGCAAAAGAACCGAUAACAACCGUCACCAGCAGCCGACGCUCCAGCAGCGCCAGCAGCAGCAGCAGCAGCAGCUGCCCCCGCAGCAGCAGCAGUUGCCGCAGCAGCAUGAGUUUCAAGAACGCGAACAGCAGCAACGGUUGCUGCUGCCUAAGACCCCGCUGCUGCAGCGGACCGCAGCAGCCAUACAGCAGCAUUUCGUACACCCUGUUGAAAAUGCAUUUGGUGAAGACAGCUUGAUAACUGCUGCAUUAGAUGGGGCCCCUGCGAACGGCAAACUUCUCCGUUCCCAGGGCCUCUGGGGCCUCCAGGGGCCCCCACAAAGGGGGGCCCCCGCUUCUUGCUCUGUAGAAGAUAUCUCAGGCCCCUCCCCUACAUCUACACUUACUCCUUCCUGCUCUUCAGUGAGUGCAAAGAGCCCAGCAAGCCCUGAUCAGUGCUCACGUGAGGGGUUGGACGCCCUAUGGGCUGGGGGCCUCGCAGCAGGGGGGGGCCCCCAUGGGGGCCCCUAUCCUAGCCAAGCAGAGGAGGUGGCGAGGACCCUAUUGUCUCAGAAACGGCCGAAGGCCUUAGCAAGCUUGCCCAGAGAGCUGAUUAGCUGCCCUCCCGCCGCUGCUGCUGCUGCUGCUGCUGGCAGCAUCAGCAGCAGCAGCAGCAUCAGCAGCAGCAGCAGCAUUUGCAGCAGCAGCAGUAGCAGUAGCACCAAACAAACUCCGCCUUUAACGCGUAACGGCGCGAAGACAAACAACGGGGGGCUGAUAGAUUUGGGUUUGAAUACAGAUAUCUUGCAAUCGCUGCUCAGCAUGGGGGUACCUCAGGGGGGCCCAUCAUCUAGAGAUGGUGGGUGGCCCUCUGGGGGCCCCUGGGGCCCCAAAGGGGCUUCACGUGGAGGGGGCCCCUGGGCAGUGCUUGCGCCUGCUCCGCCUGUAACGCCUACUACUAGCGACACACGAGGAGGCUGCCAGGAAGGAGGGGAGGAGGAUCUGCUGCAGCAGAAGCAGCAGAAGCUGCAGAGGGCGGCCUUGCUUCCUCUCGAUUUGCUGCAGCAACUGGGCCAGGGAGCCCCGGUUGCUGAGGAGACGAAGCAGCCGCAGCAGCAGCAGCAGCAGAAGCAGCAGCAGUGGCAGCAACAGGAGAAACAGAAGAAACAGGAGGGAGGAGAGCAGAAGGAUCCUCUCAAGCUGCUGGAGGCUGCAGCAGCAGCAAAGCUGCAGCGGCCUUGUACAUCAGAAGAGCUGUCGCUUGUGCUAGAAGAAGUCCCAAUGAAGAAAGCAGGGGGGGCCCCCAACAAGGUGGGGAGCCCCUCUCCUUUAAAUGAAGCUGCUGCAGCGCAGGAAACUGGAGGCGGAGUGCCCCCUAGUGAUGUUUUGGGAGAUCUGAUAUUCCAGGCCCGAAAGAAAGGAGGGGGGGCCCCCAGCAGCAGCGGGUCUGCGGGGGCUGCAUCUUUUGUCUCCUUCGGCCGCCUGUGA
Eimeria acervulina is the source of this 2487-nucleotide messenger RNA. RefSeq lists its product as hypothetical. The transcript is spliced from 5 exons. Gene Ontology annotation, cellular component: nucleus. Lineage: Eukaryota; Apicomplexa; Conoidasida; Eucoccidiorida; Eimeriidae. Bases 1 to 2487 code for a protein of 828 amino acids. The record is from RefSeq and is a predicted model, not a curated record.